Molecule: messenger RNA, 3814 nt
Organism: Scylla paramamosain (green mud crab)
Lineage: Eukaryota; Metazoa; Arthropoda; Malacostraca; Decapoda; Portunidae
Exons: 12
Coding region: 901-1506 (201 amino acids)
Biological process (GO): valyl-tRNA aminoacylation
Cellular component (GO): cytosol
Molecular function (GO): valine-tRNA ligase activity; ATP binding
Source: RefSeq, a predicted model, not a curated record
GAGUACAGUCCACCGACCAAUGGUGAGAGAGAGAGAGAGAGAGAGAGAGAGAGAUUAUUAUUAUAGUUUAUUGACAGAAUUUUGCGAUUACAAGAAGCUUAAAGUAAAAAUCAUUUCACUAAAAGAGAGAGAGAGAGAGUCUUGAUAGAGAGUCUUGAUAGAGAGAGAGAGAGAGAGAGAGAGAGAGAGAGAGAGAGAGAGAGAGAGAGAGAGAGAGAGAGAGAGAGUCUUGAUAGAUAAUAUUGAGCACAGUCUUCACCGCUGGGUCGACUGUGGGGGCUGCGCUAUUCCGGUUGGUGGCCGGUUGGUGGCCGUGGCUGUUCACGCACUAGCUCUUGCUGUGGCUGGCAUGCUGUUCUGUCCUCUCUUGUUCCAGGAAUUGCUGUCUGAGGUGUGUGUGUGUGUGUAGAAGCCACCAUCAUCAACCACAGCAGGUGAUAAUGAUGUUUCCUGCUUUCAUCCUCAUUGGGGCUAGCCAGACCAACUUGGGGCUGUACUGGGGUGACGCUGUGUGCCUCAGGUGUAUCUGGAGGGCUGAGAUAGUGAGAAGAGCGGCAGUGGAUCUAUACAUGGGUGAGGUGGCGAGGGGCGUGGCCAGGGGGCGGCUAGCAGCGUGUGCCACCAGGGAAAUGUGUAUGAACAUAAAAAAAGGCGCCCGUCAAGAAAGGCACAGAUGCAGGGUGGUGAGGCAGUGUUCAUCCCAGGGGCACACCACACAGUGUCAGCAACACAGAUGGUGGUGGAGAGGCACCUGUGGGACGCCCAGGGGAACACCAAACACGACCUUGACAGACAGAAGAGUUUAUUGAUGAAGUGUGGAAGAAGAGGAGGAAGGAACAAUGAUAUUCGACCAGCUGCGGCAUCUGGGGGCUUCACUUGACUGGGACAGCUGGGACAUGGAUGCAGCGAGAGACUGGCCUGUGUGUCUGUCUGUACAUCCGCACACCCUUGACCUCCAUGUCCACCCAGCAGGAGGAAGAUCUGGACACCUGUUACUCCUCUGGUCCCUCCCUUUGCCUCGCUGGGCUGGCCAGGUCAGGGGAGGGGAGAGACCAUGCUCGCUUCUACGCAACGACCUUGAAGACGGGUCACGGCAUCCUCUUGUGGGUGGCUCAGGUGGUCAUGCCGGGACUCGACUUGACGGGGAGGCUUUCCUUUGAGACUGUGCUGCUGCAUGGCCUCCUGGGUGAUGGUGGCGGCCACAAGACGUCCAAGUCCUGGGGCAGUGUGAUAGACCCCCUGGAUGUCAUCAGUGGGGUGUCCCUGGAGGUGUGUGACUUGCUGGUGCUGUGUGUUCUGUACUGGUGUUCAUUGGCUGUGGUGAGCAGUACCUUGACAGCAGGUACUGUGCGAGAGGGUGGAGGGGACCCUGAAUGCGGAAGAGGUACUCGCUUGUCUCGAAUGAAGUCCCCCACAGGCAUCCCAGAGUGUGGAGCUGAUGCCCUUUGGUCCACCCUGUGCUCCACCAGCUUCAGGAGUCAGUGUGGCAUAGAUAGAUGUGGAUGACUGUGGUGUCUUGUCUUGUGUGGAGUUACAAGGUUGGUGUAUGGAUGGAACCGUCACCCCAAACAAUGAGUGGUGGAGGGUGCGUUCUGCGUUGACAGCCAGCAUGAGCGGUGACAGGAGGUGUGUGAGACGCAUGACAGCUUUAGUGACAAGUUCAUGCAGGCAGUGGUGCAAUAUUAUUCCCUCAACACUCUCAUUCACUUUGAGGGCUUGGAAACCACAGUGCCUUCAGAUUUGUGGAGAACCAUGGGUGCCUUGCCUCCUCGCACCACCACCACCACAAGCACCACCACUCCUGCCAUCACCUACAAGGGGGAGACUGUGAUGUGGCUGCAGGUGGAUAGGUUCGGAGGCCUCCAGAGAGCUGCCCAGAGUGAAGCUUGUGGUACGAGUAUAGAGGGACAGCUGCUGAUUAUCAAGCUUAUGGAGUGACUGGAAGAAAGUGGGAGGAGCCUGGAAGGAGUGGUGGAGGUACAGUACUUGGAGAAAAUCCCUCCACCAUGACGACUGGGUGUCUGCUGUACAGUCCACCGACCAAUGGAAUUGCUGUCUGAGGUGUGUGUGUGUGUGUAGAAGCCACCAUCAUCAACCACAGCAGGUGAUAAUGAUGUUUCCUGCUUUCAUCCUCAUUGGGGCUAGCCAGACCAACUUGGGGCUGUACUGGGGUGACGCUGUGUGCCUCAGGUGUAUCUGGAGGGCUGAGAUAGUGAGAAGAUUACCUUGUUGAUGUGCAGUCUUGCUAUGUGGGCGAUGAACACCUCUGGGACAUGACGAGCAGAUGCCCAUCCAGCACAGCUCAACUUGUAUGGAAUCUGGACCUGGACCAUCACAUGAAUGCCACUGCCUUUGAUAUGUGUUUGAUAUGGCUUCUAUUGCUUUCAAGUCACCAUCUGCCUCUGUGAAAUAUGGAAGAUCUUACAAGCUCAAGCAUGAGUAUUAAUGGUGAUAUGAGUGUGGUGUGUCUGAAUUAACUGUCAGAGUAUUGUAAAUAUUAUUACUUAGUCUUCUCAGUUAUGAAAUUAAGAACAGUUGUGAAGUUUGCUUUAAAACCCUUCAUUAACUUUGCCACAAAACACUUUUACAUGUUGUCAAAAGUGUGUAACUGUUAUGAAGUGUGUGUAUAUAUCAUUACUACAGAAGAAUCUGGAAUUUCCCCUCAGAUUACUUUAAUGAAUGAAGCUUGAGUUCACAGAUGUGUGGUUUGUCAAUUUCACCUGUAUUCUCUCCUCUAUGGCAGUCUGUUCUGGCAAAGUUUCAUUUGUCAAAAGCAUUACAGUUUGUAAAUGGUGUGUCUUCAUAUGCCUUCACUAGCAAUUAUGAAUUACACUAUGGUCAUGGGUUUUGUUCUUUUAAUACAGUUGCCUCAAGAUAUUCUGAGCUUUACAAUGCUGUCUUUAGUACACUGCAAGAAAAUAUAGAAAUUUCAUGUGGCAACAUUUAUUUUUAAAACAUUAUUUAUUACUUUUAAAAAUAGCAAUGUGGGGCUUCCUUAAUGCAAAUAGUCUUGCCCAAAAAAACUUGAUGUCAAACACUAACUUUUCUUAACACAGCACAACCAAAACCACUCAAAAUUAUACAUUAAUUUUUUUUAUAGAGCAACAUGUGUGGAAAGUGGUACCAGAAAUAUUUGCAUAACAAAUAUUUGGUUCAGGAUAACAAGAAGCCGGCAUUGCUCAAGCUGACCACAUUUCAUCCAUUUAUACAUACUUUUUAUUAUUAAAGCUUAUCUUGUAAUUAUUGCUGAAGACAUUGACUCAUUUAUUUAUUUAUUUAUGACUUAGAACUAUGAUAAAGCUAUGGAUUGAUAUAAUUCCUGAUUUGUUUCCAUUCUUGUCUCCGCUUGUCCAUCCCUGAGUGGUCAGAAGCGGUGCUCCACUGAUGAUGUGGAAGCCUGAGACAGCCAAUCAUUUAAUGGGCUAGGUUACCUUUUGUCACCAGUCUUCUGUGUGUCACUCACUACGUUUGGAAAUGUUUACCUCUUCUAUUUAAUUUGUUGGUUAUAAUAAUGUUUAUGGUCAAUAAACUAUUUAUAAAACUAUUUAUCUGUGUCAGUAUGAUAAAAGCAGUUAUUGUUGUUAUUGUUGUUAUUAUUAUUAUUAUUAUUAUUAUUAUUAUUAUUAUUAUUAUUACACAUUUUCCUCCUUGUAUUUAAAUAUUAUUAUUAUUAUUAUUAUUAUUAUUAUUAUUAUUAUUAUUAUUAUUACACAUUUUCCUCCUUGUAUUUAAAUAUUAUUAUUAUUAUUAUUAUUAUUAUUAUUAUUAUUAUUAUCAUGCAUUUUUCUUGUAUAUAAAUAAAAUAUUGUAACUG